AUGCCCCGGAUUCUGGUGUCUGGGAUCGCCUGCGGUUUAUGUCACGGCAGCAAUCAGGGAAUGGAAAGUAGGGAGUGGAAUGGCGAGCCACAGGUGACUGAGGGUGUCGUGCCGAAAUUCGGAUCCAAGAUCUCGGGUUUGUCGAGUUUCAGUCUACACAUAUCCGAGCCCAUUAGAUGUGAAAGCGAGACAGAGGGUGGUGUGGUAGGAAUUGGUGGUGGUGGUGGUGACGGUCCUGCUCCCGUGAGCGGUGAGUUGGCAUGCAGGACAUGUGCCGGAUGGGGUAGGUAUGAUGUGCUCAAUGGCGGAGGGCCUGCAUUUCUCCAAGAGAAGGCUGACCUCAACACUCUCGCGCAAAUGCGCACUUUUCCCACCGACACUGACAUGCCCCCUUAUCUCCCUACCAAAUGUGCAAGUCCCAUCCAUACCAUAUGCCUUAGUCGUGACAAGAUCUACCGUAACAAACCCGGCCAGGUCAGAAGAACGAGGCUGGUGUACGGCUGGUUCGCCGCUCUCGUGGUGGGGGAGGGAGGGAAGGAGGGAGGGAGGGAGCCUGGGAGAGAAGGGGGGGUGGGAUGA
Molecule: messenger RNA, 579 nt
Organism: Chaetomium globosum CBS 148.51
Lineage: Eukaryota; Fungi; Ascomycota; Sordariomycetes; Sordariales; Chaetomiaceae
Exons: 3
Coding region: 1-579 (192 amino acids)
Source: RefSeq, a predicted model, not a curated record